This is a messenger RNA of Alosa sapidissima (American shad), 2029 nucleotides long. Its product is annotated as formin-like protein 7. The transcript is spliced from 10 exons. The coding region runs from base 167 to 1591 and encodes 474 amino acids. The record is from RefSeq and is a predicted model, not a curated record. Lineage: Eukaryota; Metazoa; Chordata; Actinopteri; Clupeiformes; Clupeidae.
AAACAGGUUUGGUUGGUUGUCACUUGUUUCACUUGUUUUUAUACUCGGACAAAGAAGUACUUCCAUUUCGCAUUUCGCAUUUCAUCAGUGGCAUCAGAUGAAAGUGAGAUGAAGAUUUCGGUAUUUUCACCCAACACUCAUGAGUGGAGGUGGAUGAUUGGAACACAUGGCAAAGCAGCACUACAGGCCUGAGCUGAAGGCCCAUCUCAGCGGUGGGGUUCCACCCACUCCUCCAACCUCACCUCCACCACCCCGGCCUCCAACGUUUCCACCACCACAGUGCCCCCCGCAGGACACCACAGGAACAGCCCUGAGUGCUUCGUCAACUAAAAACAGAAAAGCUGACUACCAUGUGCAACCUCAGAAAACCUCUCAGGGUUUGCGCCCUGUUCGACCUCCUCCCCCUCCACCCACCAAAGCCAGGCAUUUAACCAGGCAAAAAACUAUUGAUGAAUACCAGUCUACUGUGGAACCCAUGUAUGUUGAACCAGAUGAGCUCCAUAUCCGUGCCAAGACUGAGCCUGCUGAAGAGCCACUGUACAUUACUGUUCUGCCUGAUCCCCCAUUUAACACUCAGCCCCAAAGACUGCACCACUCUGUGUCUGAGAGUCCCGAUGGUCCCUGGAGCAACAGCAUCUCUCCCAGUCCACCUGUCCCGGCCGAAAGACAGAAGUUCCAGCACCAGCUCUCUCUCCCAGCCAGACUUCCACAAGGGCUGGAGACCUCUCGCCAUAUAUCAAAGGAAGAGCUGGAGAUACUUCUGGAGUGGUGGAACACAGCCAAAGAGACAGAGCGCAUAUAUCACCAAUUCGAUGAAAACAAUUUGACGAUGAUCUCUAAUGAGGCUCAUCGGGUAAGACUGGCGCUGCACCUGUUUGAGGGUCUCCUGUUCUUCCGCGGUCAGAUCUUCAAUGACCACAUCACCCAGCUCUACUGCAUGGCCGACAAACUGGACAAGCUGCACAAAAAAACGAGGAUCGCUGGCAUUGCAGGGGGCACCUCAGGGGCAGUCGGCGGGGGUGGCAGCGGUCGCAGGUUUGGCCCUGGCACCUUUUACCUUUGGGGUGUCUUUAGUGGCGACCGCCGUUGGCAUCGGAGUAGCUGCAGCGGGGGGCGUGACCGGGGCAUCGAUGGCCAUCAAGAACAAAAUGUCCAACACCAAGGAGAGGAAGAGAGUAGAGGAGAUCAUGCAGAACUACAAGAUUCAGAUGGAGGAUGUGGAGGCCUGUCUGAACUUCGUCAACACGGGGAUGGAGUGCUUGAUGAAGUGCAAUCUUGGCAUCCUACGGGGCAUAGACAAGGACGCCAUGAGAGUGCUGAGGUUGGCACAGGUGGUCGGCAGCCAAUCGAUUUCUGUGAGAGCGAACGGAUGGUCCUCCGGCGUUCUGGACGGAUUCGCAAUGAGCAUGGACAUCUACUUCUCCAAGGAGGACAAGGAGCAGCUCAAGAAGGGCUCGGAGACCAAGUUUGCCAGAAAGAUCCGGGAGCUGUCCAAGCAGCUGAAGAGUGGCCUGGACCAGCUGAUACAAGUCAGGGACACAGUUCGCUCUGCUGUCCAGCAGGUGGCGAUGUAGUAGACUGGACCAGCUGAUGCAGUUCAGGGACACAGUUCGCUCUGCUGUCCAGCAGGUGGCGAUGUAGUAGACUGGACCAGCUGAUGCAAUUCAGGGACACAGUUUGCUCUGAUGUCCAGCAGGUGGCAAUGUGGUAGACUGGACCAGCUGAUGCAAUUCAGGGACACAGUUUGCUCUGAUGUCCAGCAGGUGGCAAUGUGGUAGACUGGACCAGCUGAUGCAGUUCAGGGACACAGUUUGCUCUGAUGUCCAGCAGGUGGUGAUGUGGUAGACUGUUGUGUUGUGAUCUCAGGGUCAAUGUACUUUAGAACACUACAAAAUGUAUAAAUCCAAAAGUCAAGACUAUCUUUCUUUACAUGCCAUCUAACUUUACAUAGCUCCCACAUCACUCUAAGAUUUGCAUGUUUCAGUGGAGCACACAUCUUUCAUACUCAGAUUCUCCAGUUUUGUGUAAA